This is a messenger RNA of Cavenderia fasciculata, 2838 nucleotides long. RefSeq lists its product as uncharacterized. The transcript has a single exon. Lineage: Eukaryota; Evosea; Eumycetozoa; Acytosteliales; Cavenderiaceae. The record is from RefSeq and is a predicted model, not a curated record. The coding region runs from base 1 to 2838 and encodes 945 amino acids.
AUGAAAAGAAAAGAUAGAGAUAGUAAUAAUAAUAAUAGUAAUGAUGGAGAGGAAGAGGAAGAGGAGAUUGAAUAUACAACACAAGGACUGAAUAGAUUAUAUAAAAAAGAUCUAUUAGAGUUGUGUAACAAGAAUGGUGUACAAACUACCAACAAAGAGACAAAGACAUUGAUAAUUAAAAAGCUACUCAAACAUGAUAAGCAAAGAAAGGAAGAUGAACAAGUAAUAGAGAAAAUCACAGAUUACAAUCAAGGUGCGUUAGAGUAUUGCUUGCCAUGGAUCAUCAUUGCUAGAAUAUUAAAGGUGGCAUUUGACACUAUCGAUAUAUGUACUUGUAUCGGCUCGAGUGACUAUAGAGAUGCUGUGGAGCAACAACGAUUGAUUCCAAUGUUUUCGCGCGGAAACCAACCUCGUUACUAUUCAUAUCCCGACCGUCGACCACUCGAACAAGAUCUGUCAGUGUUUAUGUGUAUUCAAGUUGAUUCGCACAUCAAGAAACUUGUACCCAAUGUUGGGAUCUUGUGUCAAAUGCACCUAUUCAAAGUCGACAUGGGACACAAACCACCAAUAUUCGAUGAUUGCAAGGAUGAUAGCAAGCUAUGGAAGAGAUCAUUGGCAAUGGUCUCCAAGAGAGUAUUCUCUUACGUGUCGACUACGUUAUUCACCGAUAUAACAUUGAAACCAACCGACAAAGUGUGGAAUCAUAUUAACGAUCGUCAUUGCAUCAUCAAGAAAGCAACUACUCUCUCGAUCCUCCCAUCAUCAUCGGCUACCAAAUUCAACACAUUCUUUAGAAUCUCUUCAAAAGAUUUGUUGUGUGAUGUUGAAAAGAUUCACUUUCAGAGAGUAGGAUCUGGCGGAGGGUGGUACCUCCCAAAGGCCAAUAGUCUGACCAAUGUAGCCGAAUCUCUACCAAAACUCAAGAGUAUAUCUCAUUACGGUGAUAUCAACAACAAUACAAUCACAGCAUUGUUUAAAAACUUUAACAACCUCACCUCUGUCAACCUUUUAUGUGCCUCUAUUGGUCCAUAUAUAUUCCAACACUUGCCAACAUUCCUCCUCAAACCAGGAACCCGUAUCACCAAGCUACUUCUUCCAGACCGCUUUGAUUGGAAUUUGUUAGAUGUACAAGUCAAACAAAACCUUCGAGUUGUGUCAUCACCGUACUAUGAUAUCAAACAACAAGAGGACUUUCCUAAUCUCAAACACAUCGUUUAUACCAAAGGGCACCUUGGACUAUCAAUACCAGAUAGUGUCAGAAAAGUGACGUUCACCAUACUCGUACCAGGUACAUUCGAUUCAUUAAUCAACUAUCCACUCAUCGAUACCGUCAGAUUCAAAAAUAUAUCAAAUGAUAAAAAUAAUUCAAAUCUUGAUUUGGAGGAAAGGCAGUCAUUAAUAACAAUCCAAAAGAAUAAUAAUAAUAUCAAAAGAAUAAUCAUUGAUUCACCAACAAGUAUUUUAGAGAAUAGAAUCAUCAAAUUUAAAGAAUUGGGAUAUGAAUAUCUUGGAUCAACCAUUUCAAAUACAUCAUAUUACAAAUUACAAUUUAAAUUAAUAGAUAAUAAUAAUAAUAAUAUUGAUAAUAAUAGCCAUCAUCAUCCCUCCUCUUUAAUAUCAACUGAUAAUAUUAUAAAUAAUAAUAAUAAUAAUAAUAAUAAUAAUAAUAACUGUAAUAAUAAUAGUAUAAAAUUACCAAACUAUAUUAUUUAUAAUAUUAUAUCUAUGGUUUGGAAUUUAAGAGAUCGUUGUACUUGUAUUUAUGAUAAAUCGAUAUUGGAUAGAUCAAUUGAAAAAGGAAUGUCAAUAUUGGAUGAUGAAUCAUUUAUUGAAUCAUUCCUGGCAAUCAAGAAUCAAUGUGCCGUUCAUUUUUCAACCACAACACCAUACCCUCCACUUGGAUUGAAUGGAGUACAUGUCAAUCGAUCAAGAUUACAACUAUCACUCAUUUCAAAAGAUUUAUUCAAUCAUAUCAAAUUAAAUCACUUUAAUCAUAUGGUCAACCAGACGAGAGAACAACUCGAUCAGCAUCUCAACCAAAUCAAUAAUGAAUAUUGUAUAUUAAAUCAUUCGGUCAACUCGAUCCAUGUUGGUAACAGUAGUGAUUAUAGCCAACUAAAUGAAAAUGAAAGGUUGGCAAUCACAAAAGUACAAUUCUCGGUUAAAAGAUUGAUUAGCUUAACUCAAAAUCUACCCAACAUCAAAUCUCUUUUAUUCGAUUUGUACGAUGAUUCGGUUCGACGCCAUGCUAUUGAUGGGCUCAAGUUCUUGACCAAAUUGGAUAUUCGUAGAAGUACUCCCUAUGAGACCUAUGAUAUCAUUCAUAGUAUGAACCGUGCAUUAAAAGGCAAACCAAUCACCAAACUCUAUUGUCCAAGCUAUCGUGGUGUCCCCGAUGAUGUCAAACAAUCUGUCAGAUCCAUCUCAAUCAAUUCCAAACAAUUCGAUAUUCUAGAUCAAUUUCCAAAUCUAGACAGACUACAUCUAUCUUGUGAAGUAGAGUGUAGUGACUUGAUAAAACUACCAAAUAGAAUCAAAAAGAUAACAACCUCAACCUGUAAUACAACACACUGUCUUCAACUCAAUCCAUCAGUUCAAACAUUUAAAUACAUUAAUAAUCAAUUCGAAUCGUGUAGCUAUAUUUACAUUUUAUUGAUGGAACUUUCAAAGGUUGGUCAUCAUCAUAUUCAAAGGUUUAUGUAUCGAUCCAGCAUCAACCCACCCAUACUUGACAUGUCGACCACUUGUUUUAAAAUUGAUUACUCUACAUCUAAAAUUGGUAAUCCUAGUACUAGAGGUCAAACAACCUUAACAUUUUCGAGAAUCAAAUCUAUCUAA